AUGUUCAGUCCUAAAGGAAAUGUAACGCUGGAGGGCCACGACGCCUCGGUCGACGUGGUGGUCUUCUCACUGGAUGGGCGACAGCUCGCAUCGACCUCCGACGAUAACACUGUCAAGCUCUGGGACAUGACCACGGGCCAGUGCCAGCAGACGCUAGAGGGUCACAGCGGCUCAGUCAGGCCAGUGGCGUUCUCGCCAGAUGAGCGUCAGCUCGCAUCAGCCUCUGAGGACAAGAUCGUCAAGCUCUGGGACCCGGCCACGGGCCAGUGCCAGCGAGCGCUGGAGGGCCUAAUCAGCUUAAAAAGCGUGUUCGAGUGGACAUCCCAAAAUCAAGUCAAGGCCUGA
Messenger RNA from Colletotrichum spaethianum, 345 nucleotides. RefSeq names its product vegetative incompatibility protein HET-E-1. Lineage: Eukaryota; Fungi; Ascomycota; Sordariomycetes; Glomerellales; Glomerellaceae. The record is from RefSeq and is a predicted model, not a curated record. The transcript has 2 exons. The coding region runs from base 1 to 345 and encodes 114 amino acids. Gene Ontology annotation, molecular function: protein binding.